AUGAAGGAACGAGAGUACGAUGGUGCUCACCCAAUCUUCACGCCGGUGCUGGCCCCUGAAAUCACGUCGACCUCGCAAGCCGCCCUUGUCCAGUGGCGCAAGGAACGGAAGGUCUAUGAAGACAUCAUGAGAGAGCACUGCCAGACCUCGGGAGAGGACUACGCUGCGGUGACGAGAUCCGUGAAGGAUUCUUUCGAGCGGAAGCUGCUAGAGACAUGGUGUCGGCUCCGG
Molecule: messenger RNA, 231 nt
Organism: Phytophthora sojae
Lineage: Eukaryota; Oomycota; Peronosporomycetes; Peronosporales; Peronosporaceae
Exons: 1
Source: RefSeq, a predicted model, not a curated record